AUGGAUGUCCCUGUGGACACUGUGGAUAUCCCUGUGGACAAUAUGGAUGUCCCUGUGGACACUAUGGACGUCCCUGUGGACACUAUGGACGUCCCUGUGGACACUAUGGACGUCCCUGUGGACACUAUGGAUGUCCCUGUGGACACUAUGGAUGUCCCUGUGGACAAUAUGAAUGUCCCUGUGGACAAUAUGGAUGUCCCUGUGGACACUAUGGACGUCCCUAUCGACACUAUGGAUGUCCCUGUGGACACUAUUGACGUCCCUAUGAUAACUAUAGAUGUCCCUGUGGACUCUAUAGACGUCCCUGUGGACACUAUGGACGUCCCUGUGGACACUAUGGAUGUCCAUGUGGACACUAUGGAUGUCCCUGAAGACACUAUGAACGUCCCUAUCGACAUUAUGUAUGUCCCUUUGGACACUAUGGACGUCCCUGUGGACAAUAUGGAUGUCCCUGUGGACACUAUGGACGUCCCUUUGGACACUAUGGACGUCCCUGUGGACACUGUCGAUGUCCCUGUGAACACUAUGGAUUUCCCUGUGGACACCAUGGAUGUCCCUGUGGACAUUAUGGACACUAUGGACACUAUGGGUGUCCCUGUGGACACUAUGGACGUCCCUGUGGACACCAUGGAGAUCCCUAUGGACACUAUGGACGUCCCUGUGGACACUAUGGAUGUCCCUGUGGACACUGUGGAUGUCCCUGUGGACACUAUGGAUGUCCCUGUGGACACUGUGGAUGUCCCUGUGGACACUAUGGAUGUCCCUGUGGACACUGUCGAUGUCCCUGUGGACACUAUUGAUGUCCCUGUGGACACUAUGGAUGUCCCUGUGGACAAUAUGGACGUUCCUGUGGACACUGUGGACGUCCCUGUGGACACUAUGGACGUUCCUGUGGACACUGUGGACGUCCCUGUGGACAAUUUGGAUGUCCCUGUGGACACUAUUGAUGUCCCUGUGGACACUAUGGAUGUCCCUGUGGACACUAUUGAUGUCCCUGUGGACACUAUGGAUGCCGCUGUGGACACUAUGGACGUCGCUGUGGACACUAUUGAUGUCCCUGUGGACACUAUUGAUGUCCCUGUGGACACUGUGGACGUCCCUGUGGACUCUAUUGAUGUCCCUGUGGACACUAUGGAUGUCGCUGUGGACACUAUUGAUUUCCCUGUGGACAGUGUGGAUGUCCCUGUGGACACUAUCUGA
Messenger RNA from Pecten maximus, 1200 nucleotides. RefSeq names its product acidic repeat-containing protein-like. Bases 1 to 1200 code for a protein of 399 amino acids. The transcript is spliced from 2 exons. NCBI's taxonomy places the organism in Eukaryota, Metazoa, Mollusca, Bivalvia, Pectinida, Pectinidae. The record is from RefSeq and is a predicted model, not a curated record.